AUGCAUGUUCGUCGGUUCCACAGCUUCUUGUCUCAUCCGCUUACUUUCCUCCCCCUCAGCUUUAUACCCAUCAUCCUGGAUACUUAUCUCAUGGUUCUUACGACAAGGAAGUUCAUAUCCGCCCAUCGCGAAGGCUGGGGACGUACACCCAUUCUGUCACUGGUUGUUCGAGACGGAAUAUGGGCCUUCGUAGUUCUUUUCCGUGCGUACGGGCCUUGCGGACAACCUACUUCGGUGCUCUGA
Punctularia strigosozonata HHB-11173 SS5 is the source of this 243-nucleotide messenger RNA. RefSeq lists its product as uncharacterized. Lineage: Eukaryota; Fungi; Basidiomycota; Agaricomycetes; Corticiales; Punctulariaceae. The transcript has a single exon. The record is from RefSeq and is a predicted model, not a curated record. Bases 1 to 243 code for a protein of 80 amino acids.